CAGAAUAAGCUAGAUAAGCAGCAUUCUCGCACACCUCCUUAUCCUCUAAGUCAUCCUCUACGGAGGAUUAAGUAUGUAAGAUAAGCAUUAAAGCUUUAAUAGCAAACAAACUGCUUUCUUUGUCUAAUGGUGCAUCUCUUGUAUCUCCAUGAUGCGGACAGUCUUCAGCCUGGUCCUCUUCAGCUCUCUUUUUGUCAUCAAAAGUGAAGCACUGCAAUGUUACACCUGUGUAGGUUCUAGCGAUGAUGACUGCAACAGGCAAGGGACGCAGCAGUGCCCGGGGCAUUCCGAUGCGUGUGCGGUCAUGCGAGGACAAGCAAGUGGUGUGAUGAAGUCCUGCUCGUUCCGCUCCUUCUGUGAGAGGGCAAUGAGGGAUGGAGCUAGAGCACCCGGGGUGAGCGUCCACUGCUGCUACUCCAGCCACUGCAACGCCAAGAGCCGGGGCGCAAGGCUCAGCCCCUGCAGCGGCUGCUUCGUCCUCCUCCUCUUGUCCCUGUGUUGGCACCCCCUGUUGAAGCUGACAUGAGGAGGAACAGGAUCCUGAAACUGCCUUUAUAGAAAGGGAUGGUUGUAAUUACACUUCCUGUAUCACGUUACUCCACGUACUGCGUUUCUCAGUAGGAAGAAGCUGUAGGCAGACUUAGCUGCAGGUAGCAGCCUUGUAGUUAAGGUAAGGAGUGAUGUGCUCCAGCUGCUUUUGCUGUCAGCAUGCACUCAAAAGCAAGCUACAAUUUUCAAGCACAAAGUGACCGAGAAUUCUAGCAUGCUUUUGAGUUGCUCAGAAAAUAUCUCCAGUCUGGACAAAGGCAGAAAACCUGACGUAAGAAUGGUUUAGUGUUGAUACAAAGUGCUAAGAGAAAGCUAUUAAGAGGAAAAAAAAAGUUCAGAAACACAUUGUGUUACAUAUAUUUAUAGGGAUAAAAGAACUUUCCCAGUCUCCUUUCUCCUGUGGGCAGCUGUUAACAGUCGUGAUGCCCAACCUGGGCCAUAAUGGUGUAACACAACGUGGUCACAUUGAGCUGCUGUUGGGUCGGUGAUGCUGGGAAGGAGCUGGCAGGGCAGAGGUGGUUCGUAGCACAGUGACACGUAGGCAGGCAGUUGAUCUGUGUAGAUGUCAGCAUCCAGCUAUACUGACCAGGUCUAAUCUCCAGCACACAGCGGCUUUCAGCCUGGCUGGUGUCACUUCAGUAGAGGUGGUCUUCCAGUGAGGAGUUCUGAUCUUCAUUGCCUGUUUGGAAUUCAAGCAAGUUUAUGGAACUCACAAACUAUGUGGCAAAGUAGAUGUUCCACUAGCUCUGUGUUGUGACCUUGUUUCUAAGUAUUGUUUUUGCAAGAUCAGUACUAGGCAGCAUGUUGUAGGAUCCUGCACAUCUUCCAAAAUUUGGCCAAGGUUCUUCUUGAGAGCUUCUUCAAGUGAAGUCAAUGAAAGCUCAGGGCACUGUGCUCUUACCCCACCCUACAGCUGCACUGUCUCCUUGUUUUGUUGCACUCCCUCCGGAUGGAUCCUUCCAUUGUCUUCUGUAGGUUGUGGGGUCGGACUGGGGCCGUUCCUUCGGGGUUUUGCUAGAAGGAGCUCUCAGACCCAGGGGUUCUGCUCUGUGGUUGUUGUUAUCACAAGGCUGAUACAGCUGUUUAAAAAAAAAAAGAUGGCUGUACUGCGACACCAUGGCUGAGAAUAUUAAUUUAGGCUUAAAUAUCUCAUAUGUGUAACAAAUCACUUGAGCUGAUAAGAAUUCUUCAUUUCAUUCUCAGCUUGAAUCAGCUCCUUCAAUCUGUUCUGCUACACAAAAUAUGUAUUCAUGGCACCUUUAUUUUCUGAUUGCUCUGUAAUGAUAAAACUCUCUCGAAUGCAACCUCUGUAAUGCUCCGUGCAUUUCCUUAAUGACAAAUUAAAAUAUAUGCAAUGUC
Messenger RNA from Gallus gallus (chicken), 1908 nucleotides. RefSeq lists its product as uncharacterized. The transcript is spliced from 3 exons. Lineage: Eukaryota; Metazoa; Chordata; Aves; Galliformes; Phasianidae. The coding region runs from base 149 to 526 and encodes 125 amino acids. The record is from RefSeq and is a predicted model, not a curated record.